AUGGAUUCGACGACGACAACCUCGCAAUGCUUUCGCUUCAUGGACCUGCCGCCAGAAGUCAGAAAAGAGAUCUACGACUAUUUCGUCGCAGUGCCGAAGAAUGACGCCGGCUUCGGUGAGGAGGUCGUGGCCAUUGCUGGUGUUGGAGAGGAGAGCUAUGACUGUUUCCUGCCGAUGCAGCGAGUCGACGUUGGUUUCGUUGAAGAACUCGCAGCCAUCAGCAAGACCCGAAGAUCCUUACUGAACGUGUCUCACCAAAUCAACGCCGAAUGGUCGCCCACUUUCUUCCGUACUACCACCAUCAUCGUCCAUGGGCCUAGAUCUGAAUACCUGGGUGGCAAUGACCGUCGCAUCACCACUGGAAGGGCCCUUUCUUUCGAAAAGGCCUUCCUCAAAUCGGCCAGCGCGAGCAUACUCAGCAAUAUCCGGAGACUUUGCUAUGAUGCCUCAAUUCACGGUCGAUUCGAGUCAGUCAGCUACCAGAGGGUCACCACUGUCAAUUUCCCAAACCUUCGACAGUUUGCACGCAUUCUUGAUCGAUACCGAACCGACUUGUCGUCGCUGCAAGAUGUCGAGUUAUAUGCAAGGUGGCAGAUUUGGCAUGGUGGGAACCGCGACCUAAGGCCGUGGGGUCUUUCAAACGCCGCUGCAGCGGAUGUGUGGGCAAGGGCAAGCGAGGGUGGCCUAUGGGAAGAGAUCGAGCAACUGCUCGUGCGAAGAAAUCGCCGAGCGGCUUUGACGGGCUGGAGCGUUGUGAGAAAGGUCAAUAUUUGCCAUUUUCGUUGCCCUUUUCCGAGUCAAAUGCUCUGCGUACAUGUCCACUUCUCGAAGAGACAUCCAGGGCAUGGCGCAGGCGAAUCUGUCGCUGAUCCGGGAAUUGUGAUCAACUCUCUGACCCUCAAGAAUGCUCACCAGCUACAUCAAGGCGGCGAAGUGAGCGUAGCCCAUGGAUGA
Messenger RNA from Cladophialophora carrionii CBS 160.54, 954 nucleotides. RefSeq lists its product as uncharacterized. The transcript has a single exon. The record is from RefSeq and is a predicted model, not a curated record. Lineage: Eukaryota; Fungi; Ascomycota; Eurotiomycetes; Chaetothyriales; Herpotrichiellaceae. Bases 1 to 954 code for a protein of 317 amino acids.